Xenopus laevis (African clawed frog) is the source of this 2085-nucleotide messenger RNA. RefSeq names its product dopamine receptor D4 S homeolog (gene drd4.S). The transcript has 4 exons. Gene Ontology annotation, molecular function: G protein-coupled receptor activity; dopamine neurotransmitter receptor activity, coupled via Gi/Go; dopamine neurotransmitter receptor activity. The record is from RefSeq and is a predicted model, not a curated record. Gene Ontology annotation, biological process: negative regulation of synaptic transmission, glutamatergic; negative regulation of cytosolic calcium ion concentration; G protein-coupled receptor signaling pathway. The coding region runs from base 508 to 1752 and encodes 414 amino acids. Gene Ontology annotation, cellular component: plasma membrane; membrane; synapse. NCBI's taxonomy places the organism in Eukaryota, Metazoa, Chordata, Amphibia, Anura, Pipidae.
AACCCUUUCCUACCUUAAUCGGCUUUCUUCUCCUGGUCGCGACCCACUUGCAGAUUAAUCACCUUGGGAUCAUUCAGUUCUUCACAGGGAAGGCAAGAAAGCACAAACUCAUCUUCAAUUUAACUUCAUUCUUAUGGAUGACUAACACUAAGCAAGCAGUGCUCGUUCUUCUCCAAUUUAGGGAUUAGCAAAUAUUUAGGAUUUAAUUUCAUGUGACUCAUCUAAGAUGAGGAUAUUCCUGUAUUCAGGAGCCCCUCAGCCUGCUAUUCUGAGGAUGAUAGCUGGAUGCAACGUGUCUAUGAAGCUUGAAGUUCUCUUCUGAGGUUGUUUGCUGGACCUGCUUGUUCUUCUUUGCAGCUUCAAUUUGCUCCGUUCCCUUUAUGUGAUUUAUAUGGUCAGAAAACUGUCUAAAAAAUGAUGGAUCACAUACCAUAUUUACAUCCUAUGAGGAAACAUCAGUGGUGACCAAGUCUCUGAGGAUAAACUUUCUUGGACUCAAUGGUAUAGAUGAAGUCUCCUGUGAAAGAGCAGCUUGCUUCCAGAAGCAACACAAGGAGAAGGUCUCUGGAUAGGGUAGAAUAUAGCAAGUAUCAUUCAGUGUUUGGUGCUACAGCAGGGCACUGUGGUGGUGGAACCAUGCUCAAUAACAUCUCCAACAACACAUCCCACUCGGCAGAGGAUCCUCAUUAUAAGUUUCUAGCCUUGGUCAUUGGCUUCAUACUGAUCGUGUGCAUCAUUUGUGGAAAUGUCCUCGUUUGUCUAAGUGUCUAUAAAGAGAAAGCCCUAAAAACCACCACCAAUUACUUCAUAGUAAGUCUGGCCGUGGCUGACCUGCUCCUGGCUGUGCUAGUGCUUCCCCUCUAUGUUUAUACUGAGUUCCUAGGAGGAGUUUGGACCCUCGGCUUUGUUGUCUGUGAUGUUCUCAUGACCAUGGACGUCAUGCUGUGUACAGCCUCCAUCUUCAACCUUUGUGCAAUCAGUGUAGACAGGUUCAUUGCAGUGUUCAUUCCGUUGAACUAUAACAGGCGCCAAAUGGACAAUCGGCAACUUUUCCUCAUCUCCACCACAUGGAUUUUUGCCUUUGCCGUGGCCUCUCCGGUCAUUUUUGGACUGAACAAUGUAGCAGACAGGGAUCCCGGCGUUUGCAAACUGGAAGAUGAUAACUACGUGGUCUACUCGUCUGUAUGUUCCUUCUUCAUACCAUGCCCAAUAAUGCUGGUACUUUAUUGUGCGAUGUUUUAUGGACUCCGCAAGUGGGAGGAGACCCGAAAGACCAAGUUACGAAGUCACAUGUCCCCCGGACAAAAGCCACCGCAGUGCCCGCCACUGUUACAUGAUAGGAGCCCAACUGACAGCAAAUUGGAUGACCUGUAUCUCUCUGACCAGGAAGAUUGCCCCUUUCCACAAUCCUAUGUAGACAAUGGCCAUGGAAUACAGACUGUGGCCUUCCCUCAUCUCAAAUACUCCACCAACAUGGAACCCGAAAGGAAGCAGGCCAAGAUCAAUGGACGAGAGCGAAAAGCCAUGAGGGUUCUUCCAGUUGUAGUAGGGGCGUUUCUUUUCUGCUGGACCCCUUUCUUUGUGGUGCACAUCACACGGGCUCUCUGUGAGUCUUGUAAAAUACCGGAGCAGCUUAUCAGCAUCGUCACGUGGUUGGGCUACGUCAACAGUGCCCUGAACCCAGUGAUCUACACCAUAUUCAACACAGAGUUCAGGAAAUACUUUCGCAAAGUGCUUAGUGUUUGCUGUUGACCUACAGACGGUGAGUCCACGACUAAUACAGGUGUCCUCUGCUUCCAUCAAGACUAUCAGAACAAUUGUCCUACUUUACUGAACUUCAAGGAAGCCUUCUCUAUACUGCUUCUUUAAGGCAGGGAACCCCCCUAAAGGCUCUUGUUUUGGCAGAGGAGCUGAACUCAUUGGGACCCAGAAGAAUCACUUGCCCGAGUGCACUUGAUUGUUGUAAGGGGAAACCAUAUACUGAAGGGCCAAAAACUUGAAACUUAAAAAUUGACUGUCUUGGAUGAAUUCAUUAAACAAUGUCAGUGAAUAAGCCAAUAACUAGUAACUCUUCCAGGCACUAAU